CCGCAGCCUGCCACCUGUAUUCUAGGCUUCCAAAAAAAGGUGCAAACAAACCAAACCACAGUGGAAACACGCAUCUCACACCAUGGAUGUUAAUCGAAUUCACCUCUUGAUUAUCCAACUUCGCAAACGGAUCAGAGGACUAGCCUUGAUUCAAGAUCGUAUCCAAGAUGACGUAAAUAUGUUCAAAGAUGGCGAUCCAAAGCUCAAGGAUAUUUUCGAGGAAACGCGCAAAUACUAUCUCGAUCACUUGGGUAUCACAGUCGAACAACUACGUGAAGCAAUGGAAACACCUGAGAUCGAGCUCCCACCCGAGGAGAUCUUCGUCGAGAGAAUAUUGAGGAGGGUUAAGCCGAUUACGAAGCGGUAUCUCGAGCAGCUCGUCCAGACAGGAAGGAUCACCAAAUGCGACAUGGAGUGCAUAAUCGACGGGGAAUAUACCAGCGUUGAGGCGUUCUUCGACGACGUAUACAACAACGUUGAAUCAUUCGGCGCUGAAAAGGAUGCGAAUUCCUCUUCAGAUGGUGCACAAGCAACAUCCAGUCUCGAAAUAUACGACGAAGAUGGAUUCCUAACACUCAUCGAUGCUGCCAAUCAGGAUGAUGAGCAAGGGGAUUCCCAAGAUGAUAACACCGACCCUCAGAAAAAAGCACAUACGGAUGAACUAGGAACAUUAGUGCUAGGUUCAGGCGACAUAGUACCCCCGGUUAAGCUAGAAGCACCGGAUAAACCAUUGGAGGACAUGGAAAACGAGAUCGAGAAACAGCCAUCUCCUGAAGCCUCGACACAAACGGAAAGCAGUGAUCCUGAUACUUCGGACGGAAGCUCUUCGGUCGACUGUCCCAUAGAUGACAACGAAACCAGCUUGUCUGACAUAGAAACCUCUGAUUCCGGUGACUCGGACGUAAGCUCAUUACUGAAUAGUCUUGUGGGCGACGAAGAGCACACCGAAGUAGAGGAAUCCGAAUCCGACGAACCUGAAGAGCCCCCGCAACCUUUCCUCCGUGCAAUUCCCAAGACGAGCGCGCACACGGACGGCGACUCCGGUGAGCAAAAAGAGGGCGGCAACGGCAGCGAUGACAUAUUGGAUACUUGGCUACCAUCCCACCAGAUGUUCUACUGGCAGUACGAGAUCAUCUUCGCCGCAAUUUUGACCUCGUUUAGAUUCAAGGAGAAAUUCCAGUCCGCGAGGGACGCCUACAAGGCUGAUCCCUUUGCCGAUUGGGAUUAA
This is a messenger RNA of Daldinia loculata, 1228 nucleotides long. RefSeq lists its product as uncharacterized. The record is from RefSeq and is a predicted model, not a curated record. The coding region runs from base 83 to 1228 and encodes 381 amino acids. NCBI's taxonomy places the organism in Eukaryota, Fungi, Ascomycota, Sordariomycetes, Xylariales, Hypoxylaceae. The transcript has a single exon.